AAUAAUAAUAACAAUAAUAGUAGUAGUAGUAAUAAUAAUAGUAAUAAUAAUAAUAAUAAUAGUAAAAACGAGUUCGCGCAUGACAUUGCAAAGGCUUCUUCGUCAUUCACUGUUCGUCAUGCACACUUACUUCCAUGUUUCUCUAAACCUUUGAACACUUUUCCAACAGCAUGUAAAUUAGGGCCAAUGCACGUCAGUCUGUCCUCGACGAAGAGAAUCACGUGGCGUCCCUUCACACUCCUCCGCCAGCCAAGGAGAGCGUCCCUCUGUUUCCAUCUCCGGAGAAAUAACUCCAGGAAUCCGGAGACGUCCCUGAAGAAGGCAAGCUCGGUCGAAGGAGUCUUGGUCGAGGAGGAGCCUGAGUUUUCCCAGAGCGAGGUGGCCGCCGUGUCUUAUAUACGGAGAAAGAGCGAAAGUCUUCUUGCCUUCAGCACAUGGUACCCCGAGUGCGGCGGCGUCAGCGGCAGCACCAUGACCACGCCCUCGGGCAUCUCCAUCACUCUCGGCGCCCCCAUACCCGCCCACCCUCACGCGCCGCACCCACUCAACCCCCACCCGCAGCUGCACGCCCACGGCCCCGGCCCGUCCACCAGCAUCGCGCCCAACCCGAGCAGCAGCGCGGGCGGCUCCCCCACCCACACCACCUCCCCCAUCACCUUCACGACGCUCACGGCCGGGGCGCUGAAGAGGAAGCAGAGGAGAUACAGGACGACCUUCACCAACUUCCAGCUGGAGGAGCUCGAGAGGGCCUUCCACCGCACGCACUACCCCGACGUCUUCUUCAGGGAGGAGCUGGCCAUGCGGAUUGACCUGACGGAGGCCCGGGUGCAGGUCUGGUUCCAAAACCGGAGGGCGAAAUGGCGUAAGCAGGAGAAACUGGCGGUGAAGCAUCAGCAGGCAGCAGCGGCUCAGCAGAUAGCGGCAGCCCAGCAGAUGACGGUGGUUCAGCAGGCGUCGGUUAACCAGCAGGGAGUGAACACGACGCCGCUGGCAGUGAACAAACAUGAGCAGGAGACUCCUAGUUUGUCCUCGAUACCACCAGUCACCACGUCACCGGAAGUUACGUCAUCGUCUGUCGCCCCGCCCACCACACCGCCCACUAACUCUCAGGCGCAGUCCUCCGGCCACCAUCUCUCCUUCGGAUCCACGUCGCCGAGCGUGUCCUUGCCUUACUUGGGGAUGGAAUGGGCGUCUCCCUUCACGUCGACGCUGUCCACGCCCCCGCCGCCCACCACGCCCACUUCGCACUCCCCGACGCUGCCGCCCGCGCCCUCGCCCGUCCUCGCCAACCCGUACUACCUGGGUGUCCGCCCACCGGACAUCGAGACCGCCGAGGACGAAAAGCCGCCCAUGCUCGGCCAGUCCUUCACGCCCACCGGACUGUCCUUCUCCGCCUGCCUCACGCCCACGAGUCUGAGCCUCACGCCCGCCAGCCUCCCCCUGGCCCCCUCCACCAUCGCCCUGCCGCCCUCGAGCCUCUCCCUGUCGCCCAACACGCUCAGUCUCACGCCCACGACGCUCCCGAUCACGCCCACCACCCUGUCCUUGUCACCCUCCAGUCUCAACCUCACGCCCACCAGUUUAUCGCAGUUGAGGAUGCGCGCGCGCGAGCACACCUCCUCCUUCAUCAACCUGGGCUCGGAAUGA
Molecule: messenger RNA, 1647 nt
Organism: Penaeus indicus
Lineage: Eukaryota; Metazoa; Arthropoda; Malacostraca; Decapoda; Penaeidae
Product: homeobox protein aristaless-like
Exons: 9
Biological process (GO): regulation of transcription by RNA polymerase II
Molecular function (GO): DNA-binding transcription factor activity, RNA polymerase II-specific; RNA polymerase II transcription regulatory region sequence-specific DNA binding
Source: RefSeq, a predicted model, not a curated record